GCUUCACUUUUGUUUUCCUGGUGGUUUACGUUAGAGAAAAGGUCAAAUAUGGAGCAGUGAAUGUUUCAUGGACGACUCUGUGGAACAAGUAUUAACUCACCGUGUUGUGGUUUGUUCAAAACGUCGCUAAUCAAACAACAAAUGAGCGAAAAAGGAGAGAAAACGAGUCCAACAAGACAAGAGCUCUUAGCAUUAGCGUCGAGAAAAGGCAAGCACUCUUCUUCUACUUUGGACUGUGGCAGUAAGAUGUAGUUCGCCACCUGCUGGAGAGAGCAGGAAAGUGCACCCAACUCGUUGAUAGAGACCGUUUUAUUUUAAGGUUAUUAAAUGAUUUUAGCUCCAUGUUCACAGUUCUGAAGGAAACUAUGACAUUUACAGCAAACGAGGUGAAGGUUUACUUUAGAAGAAGGAUUUGAAAAUGUCCUCCUGUCACGUCCUGUCGUCCCUUAAUGUCUGAAAACUGAUUUAAUGUCUUUAUAUUAAAGGAUGAGAAAAAUAUGACACACUGCAACAAAGAAGGUGUGGCAGUGUGUCGAGCUUUUAUUUUGAAGUCAAAAACCGUGUUCCACCGGAAGAAGCCAGCCUGAAUGCGGAAGUAAACAAAAGCGAGGAGUUUGAUGAGAGUUGACUGUGACGUAGCUGCUGAUUUUACUUAAAAUCAACUCUGUUCAAUAAAGACAAGAAGAGUUUCCGGUUCAGUGGAUCCACGCCAGCGGGACAGUGAAGGUUCAGUGAAGUUUGGUCGUCCGGUCGUCCGGUCUGUCGUCCAGUGUCAACAGACAGGUGAAGUCCAUGUGUCCUGCAGACUAAAGACAAAAUGUCCUGAUGGACAAGAUCCGACCAAGAGUGAAGUUUGGAAACAAAGUGCAUGAUGUGAAACUGCGGAAGAGAAAAUCCCAACUGUAUGCAAAUGAAAAUGAAUGUCCUCUGAACAACGUUGGUCUCAGAGCCAGAGUUGUUGCGUUUUCUGUCGUGUUCAGACUCAUCAACUGUUUCCUGGUUCAGAGCAGCUUUGUCCCUGAUGAGUACUGGCAGUCUCUGGAGGUCUCUCAUCGUAUGGUCUUCAAUUAUGGGUUUCUGACAUGGGAAUGGAAGACAGGACUACGAGGAUUCUCUCAUCCACUCGUCUUUGCGAUCAUAUACAAGAUCUUACACUUGGUGAACCUGGACUCAGUCCAGCUCCUGAAAUGGCUUCCACGGAUGAUCCAAGCUCUCCUGGCUGCGUUUGCUGACGUCAAGUUCUUCUUCCUCAUCCGAACGCUGGAAAAUCAACACGUUACAAAAUGGACGUUUUUCUGUCACGUGUGCUCGUGGUUCUCGUGGUUCUGCUGCACCAGGACUCUGAGCAACAGCACAGAAACAUCCCUCACGUGUCUGGCUCUCUUUUACUUUCCUCUGUCUGGGUCCAAAACUCACAGCAGCAUCAAAUAUUUGAGCCUGGUUGCCAUGGCAGUGGUUUUCCGCCCGACGGCGCUGAUCGUCUGGUUUCCUCUGCUGCUGCAUCAUUUCUGUCAGGAAGAGAACAAACUGACACUCAUCACUCAUCACUACAUCCCUAUAGGGGCGGCAGCUGUCGUCAUUUCAACUGUGAUUGACUGUAUAUUCUAUGAAAAGUGGACUUUGGUGCAGUUUAACUUCCUGAAGUUUAACGUCGUUCACGGAGUGGCAGACUUCUAUGGCUCUCACCCCUGGCACUGGUACCUGACUCAGGGGUUUCCGGUGGUGAUGGGGCCUCAUCUUCCCUUCUUUCUUCACGGAUGCUCCCUCGCCUUCAACAGAUACAAGAUCCUGUUGGCAGCAGUCGCCUGGACCGUCGUGGUCUACAGUUUUCUUCCUCACAAAGAGUUCAGGUUCAUCUUCCCCGUGCUGCCGCUCUGUAUGAUCUUCUGUGGGAAGUCACUGGCCAGUUUGAGAGAGUGGCGUCGGCCCGCAGCUGUGUUCUUGUUGCUCACAAACCUGGUUCUAGCACUCUACACCGGCCUGAUCCACCAGCGCGGGACAGUGGACGUGAUGAACCACCUGCAGACGCUGUGUGACAAGAGCAGCGCGUCCACCUCUGCACAGCCUGACGUCCUCUUCCUCAUGCCCUGCCACUCCACACCGUACUACAGCCACGUCCACUGUCCCAUAAAGAUGACGUUUCUCGAGUGUCCUCCUGACCUCGGAGAGGACGAUGACGUGGACGAGGCCGAGACGUUUUACCGCGAGCCGCUUCACUGGCUCAAAACCUCCUUUCCUUACAAAUCUUCUCUGCCCACACACCUGGUUCUGUUCAAUGUUUUGGAAAAGGAAAUCUCCGUGUUUUUACAGGCGAACGAGUUUGUGAGGACGGCAGAAAUAUUUCACACUCACUUUCCACAAGGAAGAGUCGGAGGAAGCAUCUUUAUUUAUGAAAGGCACUGACACAGGAAACUGAUCACGACAAUGUUGUAUGAUUUGACACUAAAAUAAAUAUUUCAUCAUGUUGAAA
This is a messenger RNA of Solea senegalensis (Senegalese sole), 2470 nucleotides long. It is a transcript of the gene pigb, whose product is annotated as phosphatidylinositol glycan anchor biosynthesis, class B. Gene Ontology annotation, cellular component: endoplasmic reticulum membrane. Lineage: Eukaryota; Metazoa; Chordata; Actinopteri; Pleuronectiformes; Soleidae. Bases 826 to 2403 code for a protein of 525 amino acids. Gene Ontology annotation, biological process: GPI anchor biosynthetic process. The record is from RefSeq and is a predicted model, not a curated record. The transcript is spliced from 12 exons. Gene Ontology annotation, molecular function: alpha-1,2-mannosyltransferase activity.